AUGAGUACUCACGGGAGAACCAUUGGACAUCUUACAGUUGACCAGGUAAUAGAUGCAUUAUGGACACCAGAGGAACAUAAUCGAGGACUUCAGAGCAUAUUGGACCGGAAUAGAACGAUUAAGGCACUUCUAGCUCGAGUUGCACUUGAACACGACCAUGUCGAGUUCAAACAUGGUCGUGCAAAGAUGGAAAAUUCUCAGUUAGUGGUAAGGGAAUCAGGAGAAGAAGCAAAUGGAACCAAGAGGAAGCAACCAUCAACCGCUGCUGCUGAAUUACCUCCUAAAUCAAAAAGGGUAGUAGCUAAACGAUCGAAGGUAUGGGACCAUUUUACCGAACUCCAUAAUAAUCCAGAAAAAUGUUCGUGCAACUAUUGUGGUGCUGUGUUGAGUGGGGCUUCAUCAUCUGGGACUAGUAGUUUAAAAAGUCACAUAGUCAACACUUGCAAAGUGUACAAAAAACUUGUUGAGAAUGGAUCUCAAAAAGUUCUGGUACAUGAUAAGCAAGAAGAUGGCGAUACUAAGCUUAUUGCAGUUGGCUUUAGUCAAGAGGCAUGUAGAAGAGCAACUAUUAAGAUGGUCAUAAUGGAUGAGUUACCAUUUGCUUUUGUGGAGGGUGCUGGAUUCAAACUUUUUUGCAGUGUUGCUUGCCCUUCCUUUGUGAUCCCUUCGAGGAAAGUAGUUGCAAAGGAAAUCUAUCAGUUUUUUCUGAGUGAGAAGGCUAGUCUGAAGGGAUUGUUGAAUGAGAACAAGCAAAGAAUUUCUUUGACCACAGAUAUUUGGACUUCUAUCACAACCGUCAGCUACAUGGUUAUCACUGCCCAUUUUAUUGAUAGUACUUGGAGAUUGAAUAGGAAAAUCAUCGGUUUUGCACCUAUAUCAAAUCAUAAAGGGGAGACGAUUGCAAAUCAGCUUGAGAGAUGCUUGAAAGAUUGGGGUGUUGAUAAAGUAUUCACAAUAACUGUGGAUAGUGCUAGUGCAAACGACAGUGCUAUUAAAAUAUUAAGGAAGAGGCUGAGCACUUGGAAUGACGAUACGCUUGUGUUGAACGGUGAUUUUAUGCAUAUGCGUUGUGGAGCACACAUUCUCAAUUUAAUUGUGAAAGAAGGAUUAUCGGAUAUGGGCGAUAGUGUGAUCAGCAUUCGUAACGCAAUUAAGUAUGUGCGGUCAUCGGAUUCAAGAUUGCAAUCAUUUCGAAGUCGAGUAAGAAGUGGUAUAUUUAGUAGAGGUAGUCUGGUUUUAGAUUGCACUACUCGAUGGAAUUCAACAUUUCUAAUGUUGACUUCAGCUUUGAAGUACAAGGAAACAUUUAGGCGGAUGGAAUUGGAAGAUAAACUUUAUGAUGACUAUUUCCGCGAAGAUGAUGAAUCUAGAAUUGGAAAAAAAAGGAAUGGUCCUCCUUCAGAGAAUGAUUGGGAUAAUGCUCAACGAUUGGUACGUGUCUUGAGAGUAUUUUAUGAAUCGACUUUGGCAUUUUCAGCUACAAAAAAAGUAACUUCCAGUGGUUGCUAUAAUGAAAUCCUAAGAGUUGAAUCGGUUUUAGCAACGUUGAUGAACAGCUCUGAUCAUAACUUGAGUACGAUGGCUGAGAGUAUGAAGUGCAAGUAUGAUAAGUAUUGGGAAGGAACAGAAAAAAUUAAUAAGUUGUUGAUUAUAGCCUCUGCGUUUGAUCCGAGAAGCAAAAUGACCUUUAUAACGCAUUGCUUUGAGAAAUUAUAUGGUAAAGAUAGUGUUAAGGCUGCUGAAGUGAAAAGGAACAUUAUGGAUGUGUUGCGGAGAUUGUUCGACUUAUAUUACACAUGGUCCAAAGCUUCAGAUGUUGUGGAGAGUGGAAGUAAACAUUUAUCGAAUGGUGAUAUCAAUUUAUGUGUGAUACCUACGGACCUUGAUCUUGACAUUGAUUUAGAAAAAUAUGAUAAUCCUUUUGCUUCAUUUAGUCAAAUGAUAGCACAUGGAGGAGAUGUCGAAGGAUCACUUACUGAGUUAGAUCUUUACUUGAUGGAAAAACUUGAAGUGGUAAGAUCUAACAACUUGAGUUUGGAGUUUGAUAUUCUAUUGUGGUGGAAGAUAAACAGUGGAAAAUUUCCCAUCUUGGCACAAAUGGCGAAAGAUAUAUUAGCAUUUCCUGUUUCUACAGUUGCUUCUGAAGCUGCGUUUAGUACCGGAUGUCGCAUUUUAGAUCAGUAUCGGAGUUCUUUAAAUCAUGAUAUGGUUGAAGCGUUGAUUCUUACACAAAAUUGGCUACAAUAUCCACUUUUUUCCGAUGCAACACGUAGCCUCAAAGACGUGAUAGCAGAAAACGAUUUUAUGUUUAAUAUGGUAGAAGAACUUCGUGGAGAAAUAUCAAAGGAUGCUUAG
Tarenaya hassleriana is the source of this 2355-nucleotide messenger RNA. Its product is annotated as zinc finger BED domain-containing protein RICESLEEPER 2-like. Bases 1 to 2355 code for a protein of 784 amino acids. The record is from RefSeq and is a predicted model, not a curated record. Lineage: Eukaryota; Viridiplantae; Streptophyta; Magnoliopsida; Brassicales; Cleomaceae. Gene Ontology annotation, molecular function: protein dimerization activity; DNA binding. The transcript is spliced from 4 exons.